ACCUCGUUUCCUCUCCGCCGCCCUCUUUCGCCGUCGUCGACAACACACAGACACAAGAUGGGUAUUACUCGUGAUUCGCGUCACAAGAGGUCCGCCUCGGGCGCUCGCCCCAAGGACUACAAGAAGAAGCGUAGCCACGAGAAGGGUCGCCAGGCCGCCAACACGAGGAUUGGAGGCAAGAGGAUCCAUGCCGUCCGUGUCAGGGGUGGCAACCUCAAGUACAGGGCUCUGAGGCUCGAGAGCGGCAACUUCGCUUGGGGCUCGGAGAACAUCACGUCCAAGUCUCGUAUCCUCGGUGUCGUCUUCAACGCCUCGAACAACGAGCUUGUGCGGACCAACACCCUGGUGAAGAACGCCAUCAUCCAGAUCGAUGCCACUCCCUUCCGUGUCGCUUUCGAGAAGCACUACGGCAAGCCCGUCACGACGAAGCGUCGUGCUGCCGGCCAGGGUGCUGCCGAGGAGGUUGAGGCCCAGAAGAAGAGCUACCACGUUACCAAGAAGCUCGAGAACAGGCAGAAGACCAGCGGCCUUGACCCUCUCGUCGAGCAGCAGUUCGGCAGCGGUAGGCUGUACGCCUGCAUCAGCUCGAGGCCAGGCCAGAGCGGUCGCGCCGAUGGAUACAUCCUCGAGGGUCACGAGCUCGAGCACUACGUCCGUCAGCUCCGUUCGCGUAGCUCUAAGCACGGUUAAGCGGCUAUCUUGCGCCGCCAUCGCCUUGCUCUCGUUUGUCUCUCCUCUCUCGCUCUCACCUCAUCACCCUCAACUAUCGAACUCGGUCGACCCUGUGCUCUUAAACCAACCAAUUUGUGUACUCUCUCAUUUGUCGUCCUUCGUGACGGCAUCAUUUUUUUUCCCAGUCUCCCCUCUUUUCGUCUCGUCAUCCUUCGCCCUUCUUCAUUCCCAACGCGUCUACGACAGGGCGUAGGCGCCGAAGGAGUGGCCGGGUCAGCGGGAUGUCGGAGGGGAGAUCCUGGACCAAAAGGG
Messenger RNA from Acaromyces ingoldii, 984 nucleotides. RefSeq names its product 40S ribosomal protein S8. Gene Ontology annotation, biological process: translation; maturation of SSU-rRNA from tricistronic rRNA transcript (SSU-rRNA, 5.8S rRNA, LSU-rRNA). NCBI's taxonomy places the organism in Eukaryota, Fungi, Basidiomycota, Exobasidiomycetes, Exobasidiales, Cryptobasidiaceae. Gene Ontology annotation, molecular function: structural constituent of ribosome. The transcript has 3 exons. The record is from RefSeq and is a predicted model, not a curated record. Bases 58 to 690 code for a protein of 210 amino acids. Gene Ontology annotation, cellular component: ribosome; cytosolic small ribosomal subunit.